This is a messenger RNA of Sorex araneus (European shrew), 4635 nucleotides long. It is a transcript of the gene CSTF2, whose product is annotated as cleavage stimulation factor subunit 2. Bases 81 to 2006 code for a protein of 641 amino acids. The transcript has 17 exons. Gene Ontology annotation, biological process: mRNA 3'-end processing. Lineage: Eukaryota; Metazoa; Chordata; Mammalia; Eulipotyphla; Soricidae. Gene Ontology annotation, cellular component: mRNA cleavage and polyadenylation specificity factor complex. Gene Ontology annotation, molecular function: mRNA binding. The record is from RefSeq and is a predicted model, not a curated record.
GCGCACGCGCGUACCCAGCUUCUCCUUCCGCGCCUCUCGGAAGUGUACGGCCGCACGCCGGAAGCCGUUGGGAGACGACGAUGGCGGGUUUGCCGGUUAGAGACCCCGCGGUGGAUCGUUCGCUUCGUUCAGUGUUCGUGGGGAAUAUUCCGUAUGAAGCUACGGAAGAGCAGUUAAAAGACAUCUUUUCUGAGGUUGGGCCAGUUGUUAGUUUCAGGUUGGUAUAUGACAGGGAAACGGGAAAGCCAAAGGGUUAUGGCUUCUGUGAGUACCAAGACCAAGAGACUGCACUUAGCGCCAUGCGCAACCUGAAUGGGCGUGAAUUCAGUGGGAGAGCACUUAGAGUGGACAAUGCUGCCAGUGAAAAGAACAAAGAAGAGCUGAAGAGCCUUGGCACUGGGGCCCCUGUGAUUGAGUCACCUUAUGGAGAGAGUAUCAAUCCUGAGGAUGCCCCUGAAUCUAUCAGCAAAGCGGUGGCUAGUCUUCCACCAGAGCAGAUGUUUGAACUGAUGAAACAAAUGAAGCUAUGUGUCCAGAAUAGUCCCCAGGAAGCAAGGAACAUGUUGCUUCAGAAUCCUCAAUUGGCUUAUGCUUUGCUGCAAGCACAGGUAGUGAUGAGAAUUGUGGAUCCAGAGAUUGCACUGAAAAUUCUACAUCGCCAGACAAAUAUUCCAACACUGAUUGCAGGCAACCCUCAAGCAGUUCACAAUGCUGGACCUGUUUCGGGAGCCAAUGUGCCAAUGAACCAGCAGAAUUCUCAGGAGGAUAUGUCGAAAGAAGAAUGGUCGGGAGCCAGAGAUAUUAAUUGCAGUUUCCAGGUUCCAGAGUACAUGCUUUCUGGCAUCACACCCUCCACCAGCGUAUCUGCUUCCCUCCAUCAUUACCUCAGUGUCCCCACCGCCACUACCACCACUCGCUACUCCCUAUCCCCAGCUGUGGGUGGAAUGCACGUGAACGGUGCCCCUCCUUUGAUGCAAGCUUCUAUGCAGGGUGGAGUUCCACCACCAGGGCAAAUGCCAGCUGCUGUAGCAGGACCUGGGGCCUUAGCUCCUGGAGGGGGAAUGCCAGCCCAGAUGGGAAUGCCAGGAAGUGGACCAGUGCCCAUGGACCGAGGACAAGGAACCCUACAACACUCGCCCGUGGGACCCGCCGGGCCUGCAUCAAUUGAGCGAGUUCAAGUGCCCAUGCAAGAUCCCAGAGCAGCAAUGCAGCGUGGGGCCUUGCCUGCCAGUGUCGCAACUCCUCGAGGUCUGUUAGGUGAUGCGCCAAAUGACCCACGUGGAGGUACUUUACUUUCUGUAACUGGAGAAGUAGAGCCAAGAGGUUACCUCGGACCACCUCACCAAGGUCCUCCUAUGCACCAUGUCCCUGGCCAUGAUAGCCGUGGCCCACCCCCACAUGAGAUGAGGGGAGGGCCAUUAGGUGAGCCUAGACCUCUAAUGGCAGAGCCAAGAGGACCCAUGCUAGAUCAGAGGGGUCCGCCCUUGGAUGGCAGAGGUGGAAGAGAUCCCAGAGCCAUGGAUGCCCGGGCCAUGGAGGCACGAGCCAUGGAGGCCAGGGGAUUGGAUGCUAGAGGAUUGGAGGCUCGUGCAAUGGAAGCCCGAGCAAUGGAGGCACGAGCAAUGGAGGCACGAGCAAUGGAGGCACGAGCAAUGGAAGUCAGAGGGAUGGAUCCAAGGGGCCCUGUCCCUGGCCCGAGAGGCCCUCUACCUACUGGAAUCCAAGGUCCUGGUUCAAUGAACAUGGGGGCAGUUGGCCCUCAGGGGUCCAGGCAGGUUCAAGUCAUGCCAGGGGCAGGCAUGCAAGGAGCCAGUAUUCAGGGUGGACAGCCUGGAGGCUUUAGUCCUGGGCAGAGCCAGGUGACUCCACAGGACCAUGAAAAGGCUGCUUUGAUCAUGCAAGUUCUUCAGCUUACUGCAGACCAGAUUGCCAUGCUGCCUCCUGAGCAGAGGCAGAGUAUCCUGAUCUUAAAGGAACAAAUACAGAAAUCCACUGGAGCACCUUGAAAGGUUUUCAAAAAUACCUGGCAACCAAUCUGGAAAAUUAUUCCAUAACUUUCUUAAUAUGUUGCAAAAAGAUGACUUCCGCAUCCUAACCCUUGAAUGAUUCAAAUUGGUGCCAGGUGGAGGACUCCCAUCACCUUCUUUCAGAACAAAAUCAGUUCAUUCUGUUGUCUUAGUUUGUAUAUUUUCUGUGACUUGUAAUAAACUUUGGACACAAUAUUAGUAUAGUGCAAAUUGCUAUAUAGACCUUUAUGCUUUCAAAAAGCUGACAUCAAGGGUAGAGCUCUAGAUGUGUUUUCUACCCUUAACUCUGCAGUAUUGUGCUUUAAUGUUAUGUUGCCUAGCCCUCUUUUUCCUUUCAGUUCUUUUUGAUAUUUGAGUGUUUCUUAAAAAGUGUUUUCUGGAUCUUCAUAUUUGCUUAUGUUUGCUUCAGGAAUAAUAAGAUUUGCCCUUUGAGACUUUGAGAGCUUGCUAGAACUUCUGAAUAAACUGGGAGAACACAGCACUUGCUUUAGAGCUAUUCAGUGCUAAGAAGGUUAACAAAACUAAGACCCUAGAGGAGCAUUGUGUUUAGUUUAGAAAAAUCAAGUAUAAAAGUGUCAGUCUGUUCACAUGGGUAGUUCAGAAUUAAGACAGAGUUUGAGUACAUCAAGACAAGAGACUGGUUGACGCUCAUAAGUCCUAAAACUCUUAAGUUUGGAUAAUCAACCUUAAAAGUUUUUUAAGACCUCAUUAUCACAUGUUCAAGAUAAAGUAGAAACUUAAGAAAAAAUCAAAAGAACAAAAUACAUUUCCCACUGUCUUCUAGUUUAUCACUAACCUACACAACCCUGCCAUUUACCAAUUUUUUUUAUAAAAACAUAGAAAACUUAAAAUUUUAUAUUACUUUUGUUUAUUUAAGAGGACCAAACAUAGACACAACCAGAUUCCCCAUUAGGCCUUUUUGUUGCUUCAUUCCAGAUAAGUAUGAACAUAAUUAGUGCCAGUAGCUCUAACCUCUGGCUCUCCCAGCCUAGUUUUCUCUCUUUCAUAGUGGCAUUAAGGAGGAACAUGGUUUCUCUUCAUCAGGCCAACCUCAAGAGGUUAAGAGGUGCCUUAAUAAGUAAAGUUCUAUUGGAACUACUCUUGAGCCUAUUUAUAUUCUCAGAAUCUUACCCCCUGGGAUAGGAUUAUGGUCAAGUGAAUUAAAAGCCUGCCAUAGGCUUAGAGAAUGUAAUAGCAUAUUGCUUACAUGUCAAGCAAAAGAAUGCAAAGAUAAUCAGCUUUAUGAGAGAUAUUGAAAUUGAGGGAUUUUCUACUCUGAUAUAUAAACAUUUACAACAAAAUUUGCUGAAUAAGCUACUUCAUAUUAUAACCCAGAAAGAAAAACUUAGUAAAGUUGAAGAGCUUUCUGAGUAACUCAUUCAUCCCUAAUUAAGCUUGGAUGUUGAUUUAUUAUCUUGAGCUUUUCUGCCUACUUCCACGAAUAUUUUAGGCCUUGAUAUGUUGAUUUUUGCAGUACUCAUAUUUUGCGGUGUCAUGGAUAUUUAGACAUUGAGAUGAAGAACAAAGCUUUUCAAUCAUUAGGACUUGUGAGUUUUAAGCACACUAAGAUUCCAAGUCAGUCAUUGAAGAUCAAAUUAUUUGGUCAGUGGUUGUUGAAUAGGAACAAUAACCAUCAAAGUUCAUUGUACGUUUUCACUUAAGUAACAAAUCCAGAAAAUUCACAACAGCAGGGGUCCUCCAGCCUGUUCCUAUGGAAAUAAUAAUGGUAUUUUUUUUUUACUGGCGUUCAUUUAAGAAAUGAGAACACAGUUACCACCAUGAGUUCAUGGACUACCUUUUUUUCGUUCAGACUAGUGACUGAAAAAAAUCAACCUAAUCUUUCCUUCAAGUCAUACAGGUUUCUGUAUGAUUAGAAACAACCUUUUAUUUCUUCUUGGUUAUUUAGUGAUAGAGAAAUAGGUGUUAUAAUGCUGGUACAGUAAAAACCUUAUUAAAAAUCUAUAGUGAGUUGAAUUGUCUUGGCAUAAAGAAAUGUGGAUUUUUUCUACCCCUUUCAGGGGCACUGAUCCUUCUAGUGAUUCCCUGUGACUACUAACAUCCCAGUGCCAUGUGGAUGGAAGAAAUAAAUAGCAUUUUGGUAAGAGGAGAGAAGGCUUUUUCCUUAUGUCAUUAGUUGAAUGAUUCCUUAGUGAAUAGGUAGUAGCCCAGAAAGAUGAUCAAAAUCCUAAAUUACUUUGUGGAAAACUAGAUGAGAAUAAUAAAUAGAAUUAUAAAAAGCCCCUGUUGAUUUUAAGUUAUCCAAAGAUGCAGUUAAAGUUUUCAUGAUUGUUCUCAACAAAACAAAUGCAAGCUAAAUGAUUAUAUUACAGACCUUCAAUUACAAAUUAGCCAAUUGAUAAGAUUAUUUUCCAAAUGGAGAACAUUGUAAAGUAAGGAAGAUUCGUAAGCAAAGAAAAUCCUUCAUUUUUUGACAAGCAAAAAUAGUAAAGCAUAAACUGUUGUUCACACUGGAUAUGACCGUUUUUUAAAUGUUAGAAUGUACAUAUUAUAUAAUGGGAUUCUUGGUAAUCUUGUGUUGUACUGUGUUACUAUUUAUGCUAAUUAUUGUUUUGUCAUUAACUUCAAUAAAUUUUUAUUUAAAAAUUUA